AAAAAGCCGCUCUCUCUUCCACUCUCAUCUCAUCUAUCUCUCUCUCUCUCUCUAUAUAUAUCAGAGAAGAGCUCUCUUUUGGUCUCUCCAGCGAUUCUGAUCUGAAGCCCAUCAUCAUUUUAUUGAAUCCCACUGCCAAAAUCUUUCAGAUUUUCAUUAGGAGGAGGAAGAAAGAAAAAAAGAUGAAUCACGUACCAUCUGAUCAAAGCUUUUACAUUGAGAGUGAGGACGAAGACGACAGGAAAGAUUACGCAGAAGAAGAUGGUAGAGGAAGCCAUUCUGAUUCCUCUGAUGAUGCUUAUGAUGAAAACCAAGCUCAUACUAAGCCUAGCUCAUACACCACUGCCUGGCCUCAGAGUUACAGGCAGUCUAUUGAUCUUUACAGUAGUGUACCGUCUCCUGGUAUCGGUUUUCUUGGAAACAAUUCGAUGACGAGAUUUGGAAGCUCGUUCUUGUCAUCUUCUUUGAUAAGAAGACAUACUCCGGAAUCGUUACCUGCUGUUACGAAACCUUUGUUAUCACCACAAGCUGAUGAGCAAGCACCACCGAAACACAGACUUAGCUCUCAUGGCUUGCUCUCUCCUAUUCCUUCGAGGAGGUCUUCGAUGCGAAAGGACGAGAAAUCAUCCAUGGUGUCUCAUGAGAUUCCAAUGUCCCGCAAUAGCUCAUACGGACAAGCUGUUCUAAAUGGAUUGAACGUUCUAUGUGGCGUUGGAAUACUCUCAACGCCUUAUGCUGCCAAAGAAGGAGGAUGGUUGGGACUAAUGAUACUAUUUAUAUAUGGUCUUCUUUCUUUCUACACCGGAAUCCUCCUGCGUUACUGCCUCGACAGCGAGUCUGACCUCGAGACCUAUCCCGACAUUGGCCAAGCUGCGUUUGGUACUACUGGACGAAUUUUUGUCUCGAUUGUACUCUAUUUGGAGCUAUACGCGUGCUGUGUGGAAUAUAUAAUAUUGGAGAGUGACAAUUUGUCUUCAUUAUUAUUCGUCAGCACCGGUUUAGCUUACGAUGUGUUCGGGAGCCCUCGUCCAAACGAGUAUUUUACAGAGAGCCGACAAGGCACCGUUUGGCUCAGAGAUCUCAGCAUACUGAGUUAUAUCUCAGCUGGAGGGGUGAUUGCAUCGGUGCUAGUGGUUUUGUGUUUGUUUUGGAUUGGUUUGGUAGAUGAAGUUGGGAUUCACAGCAAAGGAACUACACUGAACUUGUCAACAUUACCUGUAGCUAUAGGGCUCUAUGGUUACUGCUACUCAGGACAUGCUGUUUUCCCUAAUAUUUAUACUUCUAUGGCCAAACCUUCUCAAUACCCUUCUGUUCUCUUGACAUGUUUUUGUAUUUGUACUAUGAUGUAUGCCGGCGUUGCUGUUAUGGGAUAUACGAUGUUUGGAGAAUCAACACAAUCUCAGUUUACUCUCAACUUGCCUCAAGAUUUGGUUGCAACUAAGAUUGCUGUGUGGACUACUGUGGUCAAUCCAUUUACCAAAUAUGCUUUGACCUUAUCUCCAGUAGCAAUGAGUCUUGAGGAGUUGAUACCAUCAAGGCAUAUUAGGUCACAUUGGUAUGCCAUUGGCAUUAGAACAGCAUUAGUCUUCUCUACUCUGCUUGUCGGUCUUGCAAUUCCCUUCUUUGGUCUUGUCAUGUCUUUGAUUGGAUCAUUGUUGACAAUGCUCGUCACUCUAAUACUUCCACCAGUGUGUUUCUUGAGCAUCGUACGGAAAAAAGUUACCCCGACUCAGAUGAUGCUGUGUAUCUUAAUCAUCAUAGUAGGAACAGUAUCUUCAGUCAUUGGGUCAUACUCAGCUCUCUCCAAGAUCGUUGAGAAAUUGAGCAGCUGAAAAUAAUGACCUCUUUGAUUUUUUUUCUUACACUACAAACUCUUAUACCCAUUUUGUCUUCAGGGGAAUACCAUUUUGUUCUGUUUUCUCUUUUGUUUUCGUAUAGCAAAUUCAUUCUUGCAUUCAAAGUCUUUGUAAUAUUUCGAGUGAUGUGAGCUGAAACGAUAGACUUGUUUGAAACAAAUACGUCAAUGAUGUCUUUGAUUAAUAAAGAUCGGUGACUUUAAAUCA
Messenger RNA from Capsella rubella, 2063 nucleotides. Its product is annotated as amino acid transporter AVT1C. NCBI's taxonomy places the organism in Eukaryota, Viridiplantae, Streptophyta, Magnoliopsida, Brassicales, Brassicaceae. Gene Ontology annotation, biological process: photosynthesis, light reaction; photosynthesis; photosynthetic electron transport chain. The record is from RefSeq and is a predicted model, not a curated record. Gene Ontology annotation, cellular component: photosystem II; plasma membrane. Gene Ontology annotation, molecular function: heme binding; metal ion binding.